GUAAACCCGAUGGCAUCGAAACUGAACCGUUUAGUUUACAACCUACAAAGUCCUCGAAAAUGAGGUUAAAUUUUCUAGGAUUAUUUCUUGGGAUCCUACUUUUGUUCUUCACUCAAGCAACCAAGAGUGAAAGCGGAGAUGCGAAAAACGAAGGGAAUCAAAUUUUCAGACUACAAAAUAAUGGGACAAAAGAGCAGCCAAAACAAAAAUGGAUGAAGUCAAAAUACCAUAAGGUGGAAUUUUUGAAACGUGUCGGGUCGAAGACUCGCAAGACUGUACCAAAGACCAUGGCACCAUCAAAGGUCAAGUCAUCCACCAAAGCCAUAGAUCGUCUACCACUGACCUCUAAAGGAAAAAAAGAGCAAAAACGACAGUUUAUCUUGCGUCCUCCGCAUCUGUCAAUGUUCGGAUCUUUCCAAAAGUCACCAUUUAUGAUGAUGCGACCACCUCCUUUGACACAGAAAACUGUUGUGACGACCCAUAUCCCUCGCCCUCCUAUAGCAAUCCCGUACAACUCACUGCUAAUGAACCACCUCUUCCAUCCGUUCAUGGGCGAACAGCAUGAAAUGCGUUCUCCUUUACAGAUGUUUGAAAAUCCUAAUUUAAUGAAGCAAUUUGAAGAAGAUGAAGACGAAGAUAGUAACUGCGACUCGAAUCCAUGUCAGAAUGGAGGAACAUGUAAUGAGGUUAAGAAUGGUUACGAGUGUAUUUGUACACAUGGCUUCAAAGGAUCUGAUUGUGAAGAGGAAAAUAAGUGUCAUCCUAAUCCCUGUCGUAACGGUGGGAUAUGUACCAUGGCUAACGGGGGAUACGUUUGCACGUGUAUGCAGGGAUAUAAAGGAACAAACUGCGAAGAGCACAACAAGUGUCAGCCCAAUCCAUGCAGAAACGGAGGAUCGUGUACCGAGGUGGACGAUGGAUUCGAGUGCGCAUGCCCACCAGAAUACAAAGGACCGUCAUGCGAAGUUCAAAACCACUGCUACAUCAGUCCGUGUCUUAAUGGCGGCACAUGUCUCUCGAGUAGUCUUAGCUCUUUCUCGUGUUUGUGUGGGGAUGGCUUCAGCGGUCAAUCUUGUGAAGUUGAGAGUAAAUGUCGCAAUCAGCCAUGUAGAAAUGGUGGAACUUGUUUUGAUCAUCAUAAUUCUUAUACCUGUGCUUGUACGAACGGGUUCUCGGGAGUCAACUGCGAUACUAUGAUAUCAGCUUGUGAUUCUAAUCCAUGUCUAAACAGCGGCUCGUGUAUAAACCAGGGUCCCAAUAUCUACAGAUGUAUAUGUCAACACGGGUUCAAGGGAAAAAACUGUGAAAGUAAGUUCAUACGGUAUGAAAUAAUCUUAAGAAAACCUGCGCAAAAUGGCCAAGUUUGUCUAGUCCAUGUCUCACGUAUCAUUUGCUUAUUUUCAGAACAAAUAAACCUCUGUGAAAGCAGCCCCUGUGCUAAUGGAGCCACGUGUUCAAUGUUCGCUAACACUUUCCACUGCUUGUGUUCGGAUGGUUACAAAGGUCUAUACUGCCGAGAAGUGGAAAAGUGUCACCCAAACCCUUGUCGGAACGGAGGAACGUGUAUAUCAGAGCUCAACAGCUACAGAUGUGUAUGUAGGGAAGGAUACCGGGGAAACGACUGUGAAGAGGAACUUAAGUGUCACUCCAACCCAUGUCAAAAUGGUGGCACAUGUUAUGAAAACAGUGGAGGCUUCACGUGUACGUGUAUGGAGGGCUACAAGGGCGUGAACUGCGAAGAGCGCGAUCGUUGUCACCCCAACCCUUGUCGUCAUGGUGGGUUAUGUGAAGUUGAAAAUAACGAAGCAGUGUGCAGUUGUUCUUCGGGAUGGACGGGACUCACGUGUGAAGAGGAAGACAGGUGUCAUCCAAAUCCGUGUGAACAUGGAGGUGUCUGUAUCACUAAGGCCUUUCGCUACGACUGUCAUUGCCCCAUACACUGGUCUGGUCUGAACUGUGAGGUUCCUUCAGCAACCUUUGCUGCACCUUUAAGAGAAACAGCCUCAGUAGUUAACGCAUGCGCAACAACCACGUAUGGCUGCUGUCCAGAUGGUACGACAGCUGCUGUUGGACCACAUCAAGCGGGUUGUCCAGAACACAUUCCAGGAAUUGGCAAGCGAACAGUAAUCGAGAAAGCCGAAAAAAGAUCCUCCAAUUAACACAAGCACUGAGAAGAUCAAAGAAAAAAAGUGUUGUUAUCAAUGAACAAGAGAAGUGAAUGGGAAAAGAUCAGACGAGUUAGCGAGAUAGACUCGAUUCAGAAGGGAAAUAACUUGAUGGCUUCUUCGGAAAGCAAAGUGAAAAGAAUAUUUAAGAUCUCUAGUCUCUAUUCUAAGAUAUAUAUAUCUUAUUUAAAUGUCUAAGUUUUCACAAGGGAUUGGCUGCAUUAUUUAUGGCAAAUAAUGAGGGAUCGUCACGCAACGCUCUCUUCCCUAAGUAGUAAGAGGGUUGCGUGACGAUCUUGGUAACGGUUCGAUAAUGGGGAGGGAUGGGGGAGAAAGUGAGAGUAAACUAUCUCAUAUAAGAUUUAUACAGAUGUGUAAACAGAGGCGUAUACAGAGAUGUGAUGUGUAAACUACACACUACAAAAUUUCGCAAGAACCCUUCGUAAUGAAUAUAUGUAAUAAAUUUUCUACAAUACAAAAAAUUAUUAAAUGUGGACUAUGAUCCAUGUAAUUAAUGAUUUUAAGAAAUAGAGCAGCUAUCAUGCUUUGUAAAUAAAGGUAAAACUUCAAAAACG
Molecule: messenger RNA, 2740 nt
Organism: Actinia tenebrosa (Australian red waratah sea anemone)
Lineage: Eukaryota; Metazoa; Cnidaria; Anthozoa; Actiniaria; Actiniidae
Biological process (GO): establishment or maintenance of epithelial cell apical/basal polarity; heterophilic cell-cell adhesion
Cellular component (GO): protein-containing complex; plasma membrane
Molecular function (GO): calcium ion binding
Source: RefSeq, a predicted model, not a curated record